Molecule: messenger RNA, 353 nt
Organism: Haliotis rubra (blacklip abalone)
Lineage: Eukaryota; Metazoa; Mollusca; Gastropoda; Lepetellida; Haliotidae
Product: beta-crystallin A2-like
Exons: 4
Coding region: 89-349 (86 amino acids)
Source: RefSeq, a predicted model, not a curated record
GUUCUUCACUCCAGCCCCGGACCAGACACAGAAGACAUCACGGUCAUCUACAACUCUAGGUUUGGAACCCGAACUAGCUUCAGGAACAAUGGCAAACUGGGGCGGCUCUCCCAAAGUGACCCUCUUCGAGAAACCCAAUUUUUGCGGUUGCCGUCUUGAAGUCUACAGGAAUCUUCCAGAAUUGGGGAACUUUGACAACUCGGUUUCCUCGGCCGUUGUACACGAGGGAGAUUGGGCCCUUUACUCCGAGAUCAAAUACUCUGGAGCGCGGUUGGUCAUAAAAGAAGGACAGUGCUACGCUACACUUCCUGGCGUGAAUAACGCUGCUUCCUCCAUCUGUAAAAUGUGAGGUG